AUGGUCCGGCUCCUCUUGGUUUUCUUCCCAGCUAUCUUUUUGGAGAUGUCCCUUCUCCCCAGAGGCCCCGGCAGGAAACUGUUGCUGGCAGGAGCCUCGUCUCAGCGCUCAGUGGCCAGAAUGGACGGAGAUGUCAUCAUUGGGGCCCUCUUUUCAGUCCACCACCAGCCUCCGGCCGAGAAGGUCCCCGAGAGGAAGUGUGGGGAGAUCAGGGAGCAGUAUGGCAUCCAGAGGGUGGAGGCCAUGUUCCACACGUUGGAUGAGAUCAACGCGGACCCGGUCCUCCUGCCCAACAUCACCCUGGGCAGUGAGAUCCGAGAUUCCUGCUGGCACUCCUCUGUGGCUCUGGAGCAGAGCAUUGAGUUCAUCAGGGACUCUCUGAUUUCCAUUCGAGACGAGAAGGACGGGUUCAACCGGUGCCUGCCUGACGGCCAGACCCUCCCCCCCGGCAGGACUAAGAAGCCCAUUGCCGGCGUGAUCGGCCCGGGCUCCAGCUCCGUAGCUAUUCAAGUGCAGAACCUGCUCCAGCUCUUCAACAUACCCCAGAUCGCAUAUUCCGCCACAAGCAUCGACCUGAGCGACAAAACUUUGUACAAAUACUUCCUGAGGGUUGUCCCUUCUGAUACUUUGCAGGCAAGGGCGAUGCUUGACAUAGUCAAGCGUUACAAUUGGACCUAUGUCUCCGCGGUCCACACGGAAGGGAAUUACGGGGAGAGCGGAAUGGAUGCUUUCAAAGAGCUGGCUGCCCAGGAAGGCCUCUGCAUCGCCCAUUCAGACAAAAUCUACAGCAAUGCUGGGGAGAAGAGUUUUGACCGACUUCUGCGCAAGCUCCGAGAGCGGCUUCCCAAAGCCAGAGUGGUGGUUUGCUUCUGCGAAGGCAUGACCGUCAGAGGCCUCCUGAGUGCCAUGCGACGCCUGGGAGUCGUGGGCGAGUUCUCCCUCAUAGGAAGUGAUGGCUGGGCAGACAGAGAUGAAGUCAUUGAAGGUUAUGAGGUGGAAGCCAACGGGGGAAUCACGAUAAAGCUGCAGUCUCCAGAGGUCAGGUCCUUUGAUGAUUAUUUCCUGAAACUGAGGCUGGACACUAAUACGCGGAAUCCCUGGUUCCCUGAGUUCUGGCAACAUCGGUUCCAGUGCCGCCUACCAGGACACAUUCUGGAAAAUCCCAACUUUAAAAGAAUCUGCACAGGCAAUGAAAGCUUAGAAGAAAACUAUGUCCAGGACAGUAAGAUGGGGUUUGUCAUCAAUGCCAUCUAUGCCAUGGCACAUGGGCUACAGAACAUGCACCAUGCCCUCUGCCCUGGCCAUGUGGGCCUCUGUGAUGCCAUGAAGCCCAUCGAUGGCAGCAAACUCCUGGACUUCCUCAUCAAGUCCACGUUCAUCGGUGUGUCUGGAGAGGAGGUGUGGUUUGAUGACAAAGGGGAUGCUCCUGGAAGGUAUGAUAUCAUGAAUCUGCAGUACACUGAAGCUAAUCGCUAUGACUAUGUACAUGUUGGAACUUGGCAUGAAGGGGUGUUGAACAUUGAUGAUUACAAAAUCCAAAUGAACAAGAGUGGAAUGGUGCGGUCUGUGUGCAGUGAGCCUUGCUUAAAGGGUCAAAUUAAGGUCAUACGGAAAGGAGAAGUCAGUUGCUGCUGGAUUUGCACUGCCUGCAAAGAGAAUGAAUAUGUGCAAGAUGAAUUCACCUGCAAAGCUUGUGACUUGGGAUGGUGGCCCAAUGCAGAUCUAACAGGCUGUGAACCCAUUCCUGUCCGCUAUCUGGAGUGGAGCAACAUAGAAUCCAUCAUAGCCAUUGCCUUUUCCUGCCUGGGAAUCCUUGUUACCUUGUUUGUUACCCUUAUCUUCGUGCUGUACCGGGAUACGCCAGUGGUCAAAUCCUCCAGUCGGGAGCUCUGCUACAUUAUUCUAGCUGGAAUCUUCCUCGGUUACGUGUGCCCUUUCACUCUCAUUGCCAAACCUACUACCACAUCCUGCUACCUCCAGCGCCUCCUGGUCGGCCUCUCCUCUGCCAUGUGCUACUCUGCUUUAGUGACCAAAACGAAUCGCAUUGCACGCAUCCUGGCUGGCAGCAAGAAGAAGAUCUGCACCCGCAAGCCCAGGUUUAUGAGUGCCUGGGCCCAGGUGAUCAUUGCCUCAAUUCUCAUUAGUGUGCAGCUAACUUUGGUGGUAACCCUGAUCAUCAUGGAGCCCCCCAUGCCCAUUCUGUCCUACCCAAGCAUCAAAGAAGUCUACCUUAUCUGCAAUACCAGCAACUUGGGUGUGGUGGCCCCUCUGGGCUACAAUGGACUCCUCAUCAUGAGCUGUACCUACUAUGCCUUCAAGACCCGCAACGUGCCCGCCAACUUCAAUGAGGCCAAAUAUAUCGCCUUCACCAUGUACACCACCUGCAUCAUUUGGCUGGCUUUUGUGCCCAUUUACUUUGGGAGCAACUACAAGAUCAUCACUACCUGCUUUGCAGUGAGCCUCAGUGUAACGGUGGCCCUGGGGUGCAUGUUCACUCCCAAGAUGUACAUCAUCAUUGCCAAGCCUGAGAGGAAUGUACGCAGUGCCUUCACCACCUCAGAUGUAGUCCGCAUGCAUGUUGGCGAUGGCAAGCUGCCCUGCCGCUCCAACACUUUCCUCAACAUUUUCCGAAGAAAGAAACCAGGGGCAGGGAAUGCCAAUUUUAAUGGCAAGUCUGUGUCAUGGUCUGAACCAGGUGGAAGACAGGUGCCCAAGGGACAGCACAUGUGGCACCGCCUCUCUGUGCACGUGAAGACCAAUGAGACGGCCUGCAACCAAACAGCCGUCAUCAAACCCCUCACUAAAAGUUACCAAGGCUCCGGCAAGAGCCUGACCUUUUCCGAUACCAGCACCAAGACCCUUUACAGCGUGGAGGAGGAGGAUGCCCGGCCGAUCGGCUUCAGCCCGCCCAGCAGUCCUUCCAUGGUGGUGCACCGACGCGUGCCAACCGCGGUGAGCACCCCGCCUCUGCCGCCCUGCCUGACCGCAGAGGAGACCCCCCUCUUCCUGACCGACCCGGCCGUCCCCAGGGGCUUGCCCCCUCCCCUCCAGCCGCCGCCGCCGCCGCCGCCGCCAGCGCAGAAAUCCCUCAUGGACCAGCUGCAGGGAGUGGUCAACAAUUUCAGCGCCGGGAUCCCGGAUUUCAACUCGGUGCUCGCAGUCCCCGGGGCCCCGGGGGACGGGCUGCGGCCCCUCUUCCCGCCCCCGGCGCCUCCGCAGCACCUGCAGAUGCUGCCGCUGCAGCUGAGCUCCUUCGGGGAGGAGCCCGUCUCCCCGUCGGCCGAGGACGACGACGAGGACGACAGCGAGAGGUUCAAGCUCCUGCAGGAGUACUUGUACGAGCGGGAAGGGAACACGGAGGAAGACGAAGUGGAGGAGGAGGAGGAGGAGGAGCUGCGGGCGGCCAGCAAACCAACCCCAGAGGACUCGCCCGCCCUGACGCCUCCGUCCCCCUUCCGCGACUCGGCGGCCUCGGGCAGCUCGGCGCCCAGCUCCCCCGUGUCCGAGUCGGUGCUCUGCACCCCUCCCAACGUGACCUACGCCUCUGUCAUCCUGAGGGACUAUAAGCAAAGCUCUUCCACCCUGUAGGGAGGAGGUGUCCACAGGGAAAAGCAGGAGUGGUCAGGGGGCACCAGCAGCUCCGGAGACUUGCAGAAAGCUGGGGGAGGUGAGGUCAGGAGCAAGGACGAGGUCGCGGCUGCCGUCUUAGUAAGGCCAGCGGGAGGGACGCGGGACUCUGCCAGCAAAAAGUGAUCCAGGCGAAGAUUCUGAUUCUUGAAUUAUUCAAAAGCCUUCUCUGGGAAGAAAGGGAAUUCUGACAAAGCACAAUCCCGUAUAGUAUGUAACUUUAAUAGCAAAAAUGAACAAAAUCAACCAACAUAAUCUCUUCGGACCAUUGUGCUUAGAUAUACAUGCCCACACCCUUGGCCCCGCGUGGAAGGGGACAACCCGGGAGGAGCGCCCAGUUGAAUCAUUAGCUCGUCGUCAUGGUGUUCCAGCGAGCAUGGUGGAGUCAGAGCAGGUGGGUGACGGAGGGGCAGGCGUGGAAUCACCCGGAGAACAGUGAUGGACAGCAGCUCAUUUCUCUCAAGCCCUUCUCCCUACAGGGCCCACAGACCCCUGGUCUUCGGGACACUCGGGAACUGGCCCAAAAAGGGGCCACUGUUCGCCGACUGCACCCAUCCAGUGCCAGCCUUGCUGUCACACUUGGAGAAAGGUGUGUGGAUACCUUGCUGCUUUGUGAUUUCCCUUUAUUUAGAAAACAGGAAUAAGAGCAAAAUUACCACCAAAAAGCGUUUCAUCAGGAGUGCUAAGGGAGGGCGGAAUGAGAAGCAAGACAGUGCAUAAGCUUGGGGCUUUGAACAAAAUCCGUCAGCAAAAAUCAGCUUCCCAUAUCUGAUGCUCGCUUAUUGGUGAUUUC
Messenger RNA from Kogia breviceps (pygmy sperm whale), 4420 nucleotides. It is a transcript of the gene GRM1, whose product is annotated as glutamate metabotropic receptor 1. Lineage: Eukaryota; Metazoa; Chordata; Mammalia; Artiodactyla; Physeteridae. Gene Ontology annotation, molecular function: G protein-coupled receptor activity involved in regulation of postsynaptic membrane potential; adenylate cyclase inhibiting G protein-coupled glutamate receptor activity. The record is from RefSeq and is a predicted model, not a curated record. Gene Ontology annotation, cellular component: postsynaptic density membrane; plasma membrane. Gene Ontology annotation, biological process: G protein-coupled glutamate receptor signaling pathway; regulation of synaptic transmission, glutamatergic.